Fraxinus pennsylvanica is the source of this 357-nucleotide messenger RNA. NCBI's taxonomy places the organism in Eukaryota, Viridiplantae, Streptophyta, Magnoliopsida, Lamiales, Oleaceae. The record is from the annotation of a GenBank genome assembly.
AUGGAUCCAUUAAAGCCUGCUUUCAAGCUCAGCUUCUCUAGAUUUGACUCUACAGUGAGUGAGAAAAUGCCGAAGGAGCGUGUGGUUCCACCAUCAGCAAAGCCUCACACUACUACUAUCAGAAAUGAUUAUUUUUUGCGCCCUUUUACUUUGAAAGCGGUUCAAGAACUCCUUGGAAAAAAGGGCACAAUCACCAAUUUCUGGAUGGAUCACAUCAAAACCCAUCGUUAUGUUUCGUAUUCUUUCGUUGAAGAAGCUGUAGAAACUCGUAAUGCAGUAUACGAUCUCCAGUGGCCUUCAAAUGGGGAACGUUUGUUGGUAGCGGAGUUUGUUGAUCCUCAAAAAGAUAAAACAUAG